Messenger RNA from Cyprinodon tularosa, 3927 nucleotides. It is a transcript of the gene ofcc1, whose product is annotated as orofacial cleft 1 candidate 1. The record is from RefSeq and is a predicted model, not a curated record. Gene Ontology annotation, cellular component: perinuclear region of cytoplasm. The transcript is spliced from 23 exons. The coding region runs from base 18 to 3308 and encodes 1096 amino acids. NCBI's taxonomy places the organism in Eukaryota, Metazoa, Chordata, Actinopteri, Cyprinodontiformes, Cyprinodontidae.
AUUGGUCAUUUGUGGAGAUGGACACCUUUGGCAAUAAGUUACAGCAGAAGGCUCUGCAGCAACCUAAGCAGAAGAAAUCCAAGUCGGCUGAAUUUCUGAUGGGGAGCGAGGAGAGAGCUGCUGUUGUGGGCAUAGAAAAUCUUUCCUUCAAUGGAGAAGGAACCAACGCGCUUUCCAAUUCUACGAGUUGGCUCGGGAGAAAAAUGCGAGGUGACAGGCCAGAUAGCACCCUUGCAGCUCACCAAAAGAAAUUGGAGCUGCAAGCCCCUGCCAGAGAAAGAGGAAAUGAACGUGUUCGAAAUUACUUUGACCCGCCGUCGCCAGAACAGACAGACCCAAGGCAAUACGGGAUGGCUAGGGUCAGCGCCGAAGAUGAGCUGGAAUUAAAAAUACCAAAUUCAGAUGAAAACAGACUGUAUGAAAAAAUGACUGCACUACUGGAUGAAAACGAAACAUUUCUUGACCUACCUGGUACGACGCAAGCCUCAAGGGAUGAGGAGGUGUUUGAGGUGAAGGCGGGUGAUCUGGUGCUUCAGCGGCGACUGCUGCUCCAGAGUGGUGGUGGCGGUGAUGCCUCGGGCUCUGAGCCCUCCCAGGCCCAUACCAUUGCCAAAGCACUGGCAGAGAGUAGUGCUUGGAUGGGAGGAGAGGCUGGACUCCAAUCAGCUAGUGCAGCUGAGGAAGUGAUCCCCUGCUACGCCCAGCAGCUGAGGGAGCGCGUGCGGCCUGACAUGAUCACGCUUGGCAGCCUUUCACUGCAGCAGCAACCAGAUCAGAAGGGAACCCAGGAAUGGAGUGAGUGGGCAAAGAGGAAAAAAAGACUAAUAGCCUUCUUCACUGGCAAUGUCGAGGAACCCAGAUCACACAGAGUCUGUGAUGAAGAAUUAAGACCCCAGCCCAGGCUGAACACAUUGUUUGAAUGCAAAAACCUUGACAGCCUGUCAAUCAGAGCGCUUGGGGAAGGCCGAGAAGAAGCAGCAGCCAAAGGGCCUCCACAGUCCACCUCUUCAGCAUCACAGCCCUUGUGGCAGGACGACCAGGCAGCUCUUGCCCAACAUAUAGAAGUGUAUGUGUGCUGUCUCAGAGCCACAAGAGACAAGCUCCCAAAAGGUCUCUACUCUGUCAGCGUGGGACUUCAGAGUCAUCUAGGGGGUGCUCCUCUGCCCUUGUACACUUUGAAAAAGCCAACUUUGGUAGCUUCUACUGAGCCAAUGGAGCACCAGGGCCGCUUCUAUGAAAAUGACCUGCACAUAAACCAGAGCAUCUUCAUGAGCUUACCUUCUACCUCUGACAUCACCCCCUCCAUGGUUUUGGUAUUCCAACUGAACAGCCUAUCUGGGCAUGGAGGCCAUUUUAGUUCUGUGCUGGCCUGGGGAGUGUUUCCUGUAUGUGGCCUGAGCCUAAGUCUGGUCCAUGGCAGAUUUAAAACUCCUCUGAUCAGGGGGGAGCCCAGCCCACAACUGGACCAGUUUAAGAAAAUUGAGACUAUCAUCUCCUCCGAUCUAGACCACUGGCUGUGCAACCUGUAUUUUCAGGUAAAGAAACUUCCACCUGCAACAUCUGAAGAGACAGAGCUAAAUACUGCCCCAUCUAUACCCCCCUCUAACCCUAAAAUCUUAAAACCUGAGGAUCAUCAUGACCUAACCCUUUGCCAGCCCCUCCAGCCUAGAUGCUUAUCCCAUUCUCAGCUUUGUCCUCGACCUCCUCUUCUCCAAUCUCAGCAGCAUUUACAUGUUGGCCCCAGCAGCAGAGUAGGAGAGUCCACUAUGGUACACUCUUACCAGUGUUCGCCUUUGCACCUAUAUGCUGAUUCGGCUUGCUCUUCUUCAUCUCUGCCAGGGAAGAAUGAUUCUGCAGAAGUAAUUUCAGGAAGUGCAAUGGAGAAGACUUAUCCAAGUCGGGAGAAAGUAGAAGGUGGCUUCCAGUACAAGAAGAAGCCAAUCAAGAAGACAAAUAGCUGCGGCCCCAGCAUGAGCGGCAGAAGUGCGCCGCCUCAGCAGACAGGCAAACCGAAAAUGCAGCCUACAGUGGAGAACCUCUCCAUGGAGGAGAUGGAGGGAUAUAGUUUCUUUUUACAAUCAUCAGCAGUACCAAGAUCUUGUUCUCCAGGACUAUCUGAUCGAGUCCGACUGGCCCUUCGCAUGCUACCGUCCGAGUUGGGCCUGCCGUUGUCGUGGCAACAGCAGAAACUGCACAGACGCUGGCAUGACUCCGUUCUGCAGCUCGGCCUCAUUAUUCUGCUGCUGGCUUUGAUGUGGUUUGUGAGGCUUUACCUGCAUUACUGCAGCCAGUGGCUUUACCUCCAGGCCAUUGCGGUUCCUGUCAACAAAUUUCACUUCUAUGCACACACAGUGGAGCUCAUCUACCAGAGUUCUUUGCUCCACACCCGAGAGGAGCUGGCGAUGGUGGUGGUGGGUCCCCUGACCUUGAACGCUAUAACGUUCCUGCUGGUUCUGAUCAGAUGGGGCUGUCAGCUGAUAUUUGGCUCACUCCCUUCCUUCACGUCAAAUUUUAUCAUGGCUCAGGGAGUGUGGACAGUCCUCGACCCCCUGGCAGUCUUUGCUGUGGAUGCCCUCCUCGGGCACCUGGCCUACAGCCCUGACACACCAGUGGGGGAUGCAGCCAAGCUUUACUGGCACUUCUAUCGAGCUGAUGGAUCAGGUGCAGCAGGAGUGGUCAUCACACUCUUCCUCUAUGCAGUCCACUUCCUUCUCUCCAUUACUAUUCUCACUAUUUACCUGCUCAGAUUCCACAAUGAUGGUCGCAUGUUGGAUAUCUACCAGCGACUCACUGCCAAAGAGGGUGCAUAUUUUGUGCCUGAAGACCUGGAGCUGUCAAAUCAGGAACUCAGCUACAUUGUCAAAAAGGCCGAGCAGUGGAGAGGCUUCAAUGGAGAGAGACGUAAGGUGGAAGUUUAUGACUAUGUAUGGGCAGCAGAAGACUCUCCAUCAAGUUCAGCAGCUCUCAGUCAUGACCCUCAUAUGGAGGGUGCAUUGCCACCAGAGAGUGAGACCAGCACUCAUAUUGUAAUCCAUACGCUUUACCUGAGCGGGCUAAAACAAAGAUACAGACACUUCAUUCGACAGCAUGAUGGGGCUAUCAUUGAGGUAAUUGGAGGAUUGGACAAUUCAACCAAGGAGGUGCCUUGCCUGGAUCAAAGCCCUUCCCGUCAACAGGACAAGGGAGUUGCAAGUGUUUCUCUUCAGCUACAGAAACGAAAGAAAAUGUUUUUUCGGUCAAAUCGUGUGGAGCCCAUGGCAGGAAGUGGAUGUGGGUCGAGUUUUGCACUGCAGGACCUCAGUCAGUAACAACAAAUAACUGCUGAAGAUGUGAAUUGCUGAUUACUUCUUGGGCACUGUUUUUGUUGACAGUAAUGGCUAAUUUGUCUCAACGACUAUACACUAGGCAUCUGUUACUAAUAAGUAAGUAAAGAUUCAUUUGCAAAACAUUUCAGUGGCGAGGCAAUGUGCUUUACAUCAUAAAUACAUUUUAAGAAAUGUGCAGUACAAUAAUCAGUGUCAUUCAAAACAUCUAUCAAUCAAGUAAAGAGCAAAAUAUUGUAAUUAUCGCACAGAAGCAUCAUACUAAUCCUAACAUUGUUCUUUGUUUAUUUGACCUGCUGAUACUUCUGUUUGCAGCAUAUUUAAAAUUGGAUUAGAGCUUUAACAGUUGGUGAUUUUUGUCAACUACUUGGCAGGAAAAUUCAAAGAGGAGUUGAUGCAUUUUUUAUGACAAAAUCACAUUAAGUGGUGGGGCAAAAUUAUUUACAAUACAUCUUGCUGCAGUGACGGAUUUGGUCGUAUCAGGUACAGUAGGUCUAUUCCAGCUUUCAUUGCUAACUGUAGCAUAUGCUUUACUAAACCCAUAGGAUAAGCUAAUAUAGUAAUAAGAGAACAGUUUUGCUAGACGCAUGCACACCACCAUAAA